Molecule: messenger RNA, 294 nt
Organism: Lactuca virosa
Lineage: Eukaryota; Viridiplantae; Streptophyta; Magnoliopsida; Asterales; Asteraceae
Source: the annotation of a GenBank genome assembly
AUGAAGGCAGCGUGUGUCACAGCUGGUGUGGAGGGAGGCAAGCAGGUGGUGAAGGAACAGGUGGCCUCUGGGAAAUUCGAUCCGCAGGAGCCAAGUACUGUAGUGGAAAUGACUCAGGACAUGCAUGCUUCUGUGAAGUCGCUCAUGGAAAAGAACUUUGCAUCCCUCCUUUAUUUGGGUGAGCUCGGCUUGGAGGGGCUUCGCCAGCUGUGCCGUGAUCCCGACAUCGAGGAGAACCCACCUGAAGGUGACACCCUGAAAGUUGGAUCCUCCUCCACUACUCUCGGUAACUGA